Solanum verrucosum is the source of this 930-nucleotide messenger RNA. RefSeq lists its product as uncharacterized. The coding region runs from base 1 to 930 and encodes 309 amino acids. The record is from RefSeq and is a predicted model, not a curated record. NCBI's taxonomy places the organism in Eukaryota, Viridiplantae, Streptophyta, Magnoliopsida, Solanales, Solanaceae. The transcript is spliced from 3 exons.
AUGGGACCUAACAAUACUGUAGAUCAAGAUACAGGAUCUCUGAAGACUGUCGGUUUUACUGGCCAACUCAGAGGUUGGUGGGAUAAUUAUAUGAGUAUUGAGAAACAACCAGCGGUGAUAAAUGCUAUUGCUGAUAAUAAAGGUGUUGAUAACUUGGGCAUGUCUCUACUAAAAAAUAGAGAAGAAGCUGUUUAUACUUUAGUCUUAACCAUUUUAGAACAUUUUAAUGGUAGACUUACUAAUCAGUAUGAGACUGUUCGUACCCUGUUAAAUGGUCUACGCUGUAGAACCUUAGGAGAAUUUAGAUCGUAUAAAGAUACUUAUAUGAGUAGGGUGAUGGAAUUUUCCGUAAACAAUUAUGAGCAUUGGAAAGCUAAGUUUAUAGAUGGCCUUCCCCCUUUGUUUGCCGAAAGAGUUAGAAAAACUCUGAGGAAUGAUCGUGGUGAAAUUCCUUAUAAGGAUUAUACUUAUGAUUCUGAAGAAGAAGUUGAUUUACUCUAUAUAUCUGAUAGUAAUCAGCAUGAUAAAAUGAAUAUUUGCAAUUCUUGUCAGGGUGAUAUUUGUUCUUGUGAAAAUGAUGAAUUUUAUAAACUACAAUCUCAAUUUCAAGAUUUAAAUAUAAAUACUAUCACUUCUGAUAAUGUGAUAGAGCUUUUAAAGGAGGUCACUGAUAAUGAUCUUCGAGAAAAAAUUAUUCAUUUGGCUUCAAAUAAUGCUAGUUCAAGUUCUUCAAAAAAUUCAGAAAAACAAAAGAAUGAUGUUGAAUCUGAAUAUGCUGCACCUUAUUCAUUGUCUGAAAUUAAUAACAGACUUAAUAAACAAACUACUCCUACAAGAGAUUCUUCCUUUGAUGAUUUGAAAAAUGAGAUUAAAUCUCUUAAACGAGAUCAAAUGAUUUGUGAUCAUAAACUUACUCAUAGAAACUGUUAA